AUGAGUCAACUCCGUCUGCGUGUCGAGGGACAAUCAUUUCGAGAUCCCCUGAAUCGAGAAGUGAUCUUGCGGGGAAUCAAUGUCGCAGGCGACGCCAAAUAUCCUAAAACCCCGGAUCUCAGAUCGCAUAACGUCCAGGAGUUCUUCGAAGAGGAUGUAUCGUUUGUGGGAAGGCCGUUCUCCCUAGAAGAUGCCGACAUUCAUUUCCAACGCCUCCGAGACUGGGGGUACAACGCCAUUAGAUAUAUCUUCACUUGGGAGGCAAUCGAACACGCCGGUCCUGGGAUCUACGAUGAACAUUGGAUCGAUUUCACAAUUGGAAUUCUUCGUAUCGCCAAGCAAUACAAUUUCUACAUUUUCAUGGAUCCGCAUCAGGAUGUAUGGUCUCGAUUAUCCGGGGGAUCCGGAGCACCUACAUGGACGCUUUAUGCCGCAGGACUAAACCCCAGGAGUUUCAAAAAUACACAGGCAGCCCUCGUUCACAACACGUGGGACAAUCCCGCAGAGUUCCCAAAGAUGCUUUGGUGUCGAGAUUUCGCCCCGAAGGCGAUCAUUGAUGGUGUGAAUAUUCAAGAUUAUUUACAAAGCCACUUUAUUGCAGCAUGCGAAUAUCUUGCGCAUAGGAUCCAGAACGCUGGUGAUCUUGAAGGGGAGGUGGUAAUUGGGUGGGAAAGUAUAAACGAACCGCAUAAAGGGCUGAUCGGAACUCGAGAUAUCUCUUCAAUCCCAUCAGAGCAGCACCUCCAGGUUGGGACAUCUCCAACUGCGUUUCAGGCUAUGCUACUCGGCUCCGGGCGGUCAUGCGAGGUAAAAACCUGGUCCUUUGGAAAAUUUGGCCCAUACCAGACAGGCACCGAGAUUAUAGAUCCAAAAGGGGAACAGGCAUGGCUAUCCGCUGAAUACGAUGACUGUCAAUAUGGGUGGCACCGAGAUCCGGGCUGGAAGCUUGGUGAAUGUCUCUGGGCGCAACAUGGAGUAUGGGAUUCAUCUAAAAGCAAGCCCACCCUGCUAAAAAAGGACUACUUUUCAAGAAACCCACAGACUGGAGAGAUUCUUGACUACGAACGCUUUACAAACUCAUACUUUAUGAACCACUACCGAGCGUACAAGGAUGCCAUUCGCAACGUGUGUGGGAGUACUAUCAUGUUUUGCCAGCCACCUGUCAUGGAGUUACCACCAACUCUCAAGGGAACCCCCGAUGAUGAUCCGAACAUGGUACACGCCGCACACUUUUAUGACGGCCUCACUCUUUUAACGAAGCACUGGAAUCGGCUCUACAACUUGGAUGUUAUCGGGUUACUUCGGGGCAAGUAUCUUGCGCCAGCCUUCGCAAUCAAAAUCGGCGAGAAAUCAAUUCGGAAUAGUCUACGUCGUCAACUCAGGUUUCUACGUGAUGAAAGUCUGGAACAUAUGGGCAACCAUCCCUUACUCUUUACUGAGAUUGGAAUUCCCUAUGACAUGGAUGAUAAACAUGCAUAUAAGACUGGAGACUACCGGAGCCAGAUCCGAGCAAUGGAUGCCAACCAUUUUGCGUUAGAAGGUAGCAAGGCCAACGGGUUUGCCUUGUGGGUUUAUACUGCAGAGAAUGACCAUGAAUGGGGCGAUCAGUGGAACGGGGAGGACCUUUCCAUAUACUCACAAAAUGACGUGAAACUACCUGUUCCAGCAUCAUCUGGUUCAACCAGGUCUGAUUCCACAGGGUGCUCUAAAGAUCAUCUUAUCAAUGUUGAAGAGGAGAAAUCUGGCUCGCUGAAUGCUUUGACACCACCCUCCACCUCGCAUGUUUUCCCCCAUGCCAUCCUGCAGCCACAAAAGAGCCACAGGGCAGUGGAAGCAUGUCUUCGCCCCACUCCCAUUUACACGAAUGGGCAUUUAGAAAGUCAUACUUUUGAUUUGAAGAAGUGUACGUUCACCAUGAGAUUGAGAGCAAAUCUGGCCGCGCCUCACACCCCGAGUGAAAUAUACCUCCCAGAAUAUCAUUUUCCAAUGGGAGAUACCGAGGUUACGGUGAGUGGAGGUACAUGGGAAAUCUGCAUUCUGGAAUUCCAUACGGUCAAGCUGCAAUAUCUGCGAUGGUGGCAUGGCCAAGGGACAGUGGAGAUUAAGAUCCGAAAGAUGAAACGCAAACCCAACUCACAGGAAUAUGCCGCUUUGCAAAAGCUCCAAAGCAGUCGAUGCAUGAUGAUUCUUAUCAGAUUCCUACCAAACAUCAUCACUUUCAAACCCAUCCUCCACAAAUUGGGCGACGCCUUCGAAAUAUCCGACCACCAGAUUAUGGCGAUUGACCACACCAUCCCCGAAGGGCAAUCAGCUCAGCCAGAAACCGAACAUCUCCUCGCCGCAAAUACCACAAUGCCACUCUUCCGCACAACGGGACGGACGAUACGCUCAGCCUCGGUCAGCACAGUUACGAGACUUCUCGAUUACAAUCCCUCCGGUGGAAUGUGGCAAGCGACCGGGACAGCUAUCGCACACGCUCCAAAUGUGAAGGAUCUCAGAUCGCCUGACGAUGUUUUCUUCGAUGUGCACGGUCGAGGUGUAAGACGUGUCAGCACGCAAGAUACAGUUGGCGGUGCGAUGAUUCGGAGAGCGACAGCGCCUGCGAUAGAACUUGGAGUAUUGCAGGAUGAGAAGGAUAUAGCUGCACCUGUUGAAAGCCAUUCUGGAUCUCAACUCGAUCACAAUCAAAGCUAUCAAGACCACAUUGCUCCAAAGGUGUCCUGGGGUACCGCUAUCAAGAAAGGUGGUAUUGCAGCAUGGAGAUUCAUUAUUACACCUACAGGCUUUUUUAUCAUGAUUUAUGGUCUCAAUGUCAUCGCUUGGGGUGCCAUGUUAUUUUUCCUCAUGCUGGGCGUCGGCUCAAUGAGCAAAGAACGCAAAGAAAUAUGGAUUGAGAUUGAUUCCCAAAUUCUCAAUGGGUUGUUCUGUCUUACUUCUUGGGGACUGGCGCCGUGGCGUAUUCGCGACACAUAUUGGCUGCUGAUGUGGCAUUUCGGUUCGGCCAACAUAUCCAAGAAAUCGAUAAUGCAUCUGGCAAAGCGAAAUUCGAGCUGGUAUAGAAUGCGGGAUUUUGAGGAUCCAACCUGCGAUGAAAUGCUUCGUGAGACACUGACGGGCAAGGUUGCUCCACCUACCAAGUCAUGGAAAAUGGACUUUGUCGUGAUAAACAUGUUGUUAAAUAGCUUGUUCCAAGUUGGAAUGGCGACAUUCAUGUGGGUGUACAACCGCCAUAAUCGCCCAGCCUUCGGAGUUGGCCUUUUCAUUGGUCUAGGAUGUUUCAGUUCACUUUUGGCGGGACUAACAUCAUGGUGGGAGGGGCGAAAGGUCAAGAGGAUCGAGGGUGCUUUCUUUGAAGCGAUACCAGAGAAUGAGAAGGAGGAGCCCAUAGAUAGAUCAGCCUAA
Penicillium expansum is the source of this 3402-nucleotide messenger RNA. RefSeq lists its product as uncharacterized. Gene Ontology annotation, molecular function: steryl-beta-glucosidase activity. The transcript has 6 exons. The record is from RefSeq and is a predicted model, not a curated record. Gene Ontology annotation, biological process: ergosteryl 3-beta-D-glucoside catabolic process. Bases 1 to 3402 code for a protein of 1133 amino acids. NCBI's taxonomy places the organism in Eukaryota, Fungi, Ascomycota, Eurotiomycetes, Eurotiales, Aspergillaceae.